Messenger RNA from Rana temporaria (common frog), 3860 nucleotides. It is a transcript of the gene RNF168, whose product is annotated as ring finger protein 168. The coding region runs from base 247 to 1914 and encodes 555 amino acids. Gene Ontology annotation, molecular function: metal ion binding; nucleosome binding; ubiquitin-protein transferase activity. The transcript has 7 exons. Lineage: Eukaryota; Metazoa; Chordata; Amphibia; Anura; Ranidae. Gene Ontology annotation, cellular component: nucleus; site of double-strand break. The record is from RefSeq and is a predicted model, not a curated record. Gene Ontology annotation, biological process: double-strand break repair; protein ubiquitination.
UGAUAGACAGAAUGCAGCGCUGGCUGCAAUAAGCAGACAUGUAUGUAGAGCGGGGGGUAAGCUCUAGUGACGGGAAGUGAAAGCCGUGAUCCGGAGAGAUUUGGGUCUCUAUUGGUGUGUAGUUUGGCGCCAGAAGGCUGAGGUAAAGUGCGGUGUGUGGACUGUGGAGGGUCCGCGGUGACUGAGCGAGGUGUCCCGGCCUUUCAGCCCUGGAUCGGGAGAUGAAGAAUAAAGUGUAAAUCCAGCAUGCCCAAAAAACCAACCUAUCCUUUGCCACGAUCAGAAUGCCUGUGUGCCAUUUGUCGGGAGGUUUUUCUGGAGCCGGUGACGCUGCCAUGCAGUCAUACUUUGUGCCAUCCCUGUUUCCAGAAGACUGUGGAGCAAGCUAGCCUGUGCUGCCCUUUUUGUAGGCUUCGAGUUUCCACCUGGGCCCGUCACAGUGCCCGCUCAGGAACACUAAUCAACAAGGAACUUUGGGCGAUCAUUCAGCGUCAGUAUCCAGAGGAGUGCAAUCGCCGUGUUUGUGGACUAGACACUGAAGAAGAUGAAUUUGAAGAUGACUUUACACCUCAUCCAGAUCGAAAACUGUGCCGACCAGGAGAAAUCAGAGAAGAAUAUGAAGCUGAAAUAAGUAAGAUUGAAGCUGAGCGGCUUAGGAUAGAAGAGGAAGAACGGAAGGCAAGUGAAGACUACAUUCAGAAGCUUUUAGCAGAGGAGGAGGCAGAGCAGCAAUGGUCUCUAGAACGCACACAAAGGGAUUUGGAAGAACAGAUGAAGAAAGAUGAGGAGCUUGCCAGGAUUCUCAGCAGUGACAUGAAUGAGUCCACUUCAUCAUCUGUCCAAAUAUCCCCAGUGGAGUCACCUGUAAUCCUCAAGAAGACUGUCGCUAUAAAGUCUUGUAAACGUAUGAAAAGCAACAGGACACAGUCUGGAGACAUUCAGAGGUUUCUGUCACCCACAUCAGUGAAGAUUUUUGGUACUAACGGAUCUACUCAUUUUAGAAAUGGGGAACUUCAGAACAGGAAUACUGGUGCUGAAAAUGGUAUAGCUUUGCUGGAAGAAUCAGAUGAUGAUGAUGAUGCAAUGCCUAUACUCUCCCCUCAUUCAUCUUUUACUCCUAGUCCUAUAGAAGUAUCUGAUACAGAGAUUCAACUACCUGGUCUGACUAAAUACUCUCCUACCAGAAAUGCAUUACACACAGAAUGGUCAUCAAGGAACACAUAUUUAGGGCAAAUGGUAACUGAGGCUCGCCUAUCCAUGACUAGUGCACAUUUAUCACCUCCCAGGUGUUCCAGUUCUAUGGAUAGUAGUAGGAAAUGGCAAAAGCCACAAUAUCUUGAUGCCACCAGUAUGCCUGAGCAUUCGAAUAAACUAUCGCCUAAAAGAACUCUUGAUUUAUAUGGAGACACUGAGUAUCAUCCAAGAGAGAAGAGGCCUUGUCUGGAGAACAGCACAGCAACUGGAUAUCACACAGAAAAGUUAAUGGAACUGGAAGAAACUCUCCAUGAGAAGAAACUGCAGGAAGAACAGGACCGGAUUCUCGCACUAAAACUACAGAAGCUCUUAAACAAGGAGGUGAUAAAAGUCAGCAGACAGAAGGGUUCCCCAGAUGAGUACAAAUUGCGGCCAAAAAGAACACCUCCACAGCAGAAGCCAUCGGAGUCUGCAUCACCCAAAAGGACUGCUUCAGAGUGCAGUAUGGAUCAAAGCAGUUCUAAGAGCUCUGAAAGUGGGGAAUCCUCUGAUGAAAAUAAAAAACCUGCCCCAAAAAAGCAUGCACAAUCUUUUCCACCUAGAGAUGGGACAAGUAAAACUUCUGAACAGCCCUCAUUGCCUAAUGGGGUAAAAAUCCUGAAGCCAAGUAACAAGCAGCAAACCAUACUGGACAUGUUUCAAAGAGCUUCAAGAAAGUAGUUUCAAUAAGAGCUUCAUAUUUGCUUAAAGAUGAAUUAGACAUUACAGCUUGGACCAAUGGAAGCUCAAUGUAAACAUUGCCAUACCUGCAUUUUGGCUUUAGGCCUCUUGUACACGGUACUGAUGUUUGAACGUCUGCAUUUUUGGAUGUAAUCCCAGGCCUGUAUGUUGUGUUCGCAAGCGCAUAUUUGCGCGUUCUAGCUCCCGGAAUGUUGUGUAAACUAUUGUCGCGUAAGCGUUUACCGGCACAAAAUUCUGACAGGGAAUGCAGAUUUUUAUGUUCUUUUUUUUUUUUAUGAAUUCGCAGUGCUUGUUUACACACCUGUGUGUACAGCCAUAUUGUAAACAUUGGGCUACAUUUUUGAUCCAUAAGAAAAAAAACUGUACUGAGCAUUUUCAAGCUGCAGUGUGCAAGUGGCCUUAGGGAUCGAUCUUCCCAUAAGGUUAUAUGUGCUGUUAAUGUUUUUUGUGCAUGUUAUUUACAUUCAAAAGCCAUGAAAAAGGGCUGCUAGGUUCGGUAGUAGUUUUAUUUUAGACUGCUUAUGCAAACUAUUACAUACAAUAACGCUGUUUACAAUUAAUGAAUGCACUUCCAGUUAAUGAUAGCUAAUUGCCUGUUACUAGCUGCAGCACCACAUUUAAAUGUGCAGGUCUACUGUUUUCACCAAUCUGUCCCACAAUGCUGCACGUUUUGCCACUUGCCAAUUAAAGCUCCUUGUAUUUUUAGGAGAUAUAGCCCUGGUUCAGACUGCACGCCGCAUGUGAUUUGCACCUUCAUUCAUUUUAAAUGACUCUCUUCACACUGCAUCCUUUAAAAAAAAAAAAAAAGGUUCAGGCGGCUUUUUUUGUUUGCACUGGAACUGGAUCGCAUGGGUGCUUGCACCCAUACAAUCCAGUUCAGGCAAACACACUGCGUUUCACAGUGUGAUUGCUUUGCAGUGCAUAAAUUGCUGCAUUUCCUGCACUGCGUCAGUGUGAACCAGGGCUUAAUGACUGCAGGCAGCAAUGUGCAGCGCUACUGCAGAUGUAAAGUGAAAUUUGCUUACUUGGUAGGGCUUGCUGAAUUUUUUCACAUACAGUAAUCGACUUGUUUUUUUUUAUGAAUUAAAGCGGACCUUGCACUAAAAAGUAAUGUCCUCAUAUUUGUUUUCCCCCACCCCCUGUUUGCAAAACACUGCAUUACUCCAUUUAGUUCUGGAAUGCAGCAUUAUGAAAAAAGGAAGUUGGGGGGGGAAUAGCCACAUAGGUGGACCUUGCCUUCUAAUGCAGGGUCUGCUUUAAAUAAGUCUUGUGUGCAUAAGUAGUGUAAAUAUUUGCCAGCACACCACGGAUCUUCAAAUGAAGUCCAAACAAUGUUUAAUUGCAGCAUGAUCACAUUGCAAGCUAGAAAGUGCAAUGUUCGAGACGUGAAGAACCCGGUUCAUCAGGCAUGUGUCAUGCCUAGCUCCGAAAGCUUGCACUAUUUUCUUGUGAUGUGAUCGUGCUUCAACAAAUCAUUGUUUGGACUGAACUUGAAGAUCCGUGGUGUGCUGGCAAAUAUUUACACUGCAUUAUGUAUGUUCCAGUUUUCUAGCGGUUGCCACAGCACCUGUUGUGUUAUUCCAGUAUUGUGUGCGAUGCAAAUAUGGAUGGUUACAUGUGUGCAUAACUGCCUCAAAGUGCUAUCAUAUUUCAGGCACAAGUGAAAAGUUUCAUGUGUUCAAGCCACCUACUGGUUCUCAAAAAUACUUUUUUGAAUAGAUAUAUUUUUUCAGAAAUAAUAUAACCAAUAAAUUCUUCUGUGUGUAUAUAGAACUGUAAUUGAAUAGACAUAAUUUUUCUUCUGUUGCCUAGUUCUGUUUUUAUGGUUUAUUAAGGCCUAGUGCAAAUUAGUUUUAUGAGUCAACUGUACUCUGUUAUAUGAGUUAGAUUAUGCAGUUAGGCAAUUAAAUGUUACUUUUCACUUC